Molecule: messenger RNA, 819 nt
Organism: Euleptes europaea (tarantolino)
Lineage: Eukaryota; Metazoa; Chordata; Lepidosauria; Squamata; Sphaerodactylidae
Gene: STARD10
Product: StAR related lipid transfer domain containing 10
Exons: 6
Coding region: 1-813 (270 amino acids)
Molecular function (GO): lipid binding
Source: RefSeq, a predicted model, not a curated record
AUGGCCGGCCGGGACAGCGUGCAGAUCCCGGACGACCGGGAUUUCGGGCAGUUCCGCACGGAGUGCGACUCCCCGGACGGCUGGACGCUGACCUACAGCAAGGCCGGCCUGGGGGUGUGGGUGCACGUCCUCGAGGCCGACAAGGCGCUGCACAAAAUCAAGUGCAGGAUGGACUGCAAGGACGUGGCGGCAGAGACCCUCUACGAUGUGCUGCAUGACAUCGAGUACAGGAAAAAGUGGGACACCAACGUCAUCGAGACCUUUGACAUUGGCAAGCUGACGGUCAACGCAGACGUGGGAUACUACUCCUGGAAGUGUCCGAAGCCCUUGAAGAACCGGGACGUGAUCACGCUGCGCUCCUGGCUGCCCAUGGGCAGCGACUAUAUCAUCAUGAACUACUCCGUCAAGCACCCCAAAUACCCUCCCAGGAAAGAUAUGGUGAGAGCCGUCUCCAUUCAGACCGGCUACCUAAUCCAAGGGAAAGGACCCAGCAACUGCAGCAUCACCUACCUGGCUCAGGUAGACCCCAAAGGUUCUUUGCCGAAGUGGGUAGUGAAUAAAUCCUCGCAGUUCCUGGCUCCGAAGGCCAUGAAGAAGAUGUACAAGGCUUGCUUAAAGUAUCCGGACUGGAAGCAGAAGCACAACCCCCACUUCAAGCCGUGGAUCUACCCGGAGCAGAGCACCCUGCCCACCGUGGGGCUGGCGGAGCUGUCCAUCCAGCACGCCGACUCCCUCGAGAACAUCGACGAGAGCAGCUUAUCCGAGACCAAAGACGACCGGGCAGAAGGCAGCGACGAAGACAGCGUCAACUGAGUGGGG